CAGACUUCACUGUUGACACUGUGAGUGUCCCGGGCUGGGGCAAGCGACAAUAGCACAGCUAGCUCACUUCAAUUGCAUCUUGUCUGGGAAGGAUCAGUGACAGCAAACAGGCCGCUGAGAUUGUCGGUGGUGCGCCGCAGCAAUGCGCCGAUAGAGUGUAUUGAUUGUUAGGAAUGGGGUCUUUGGCCGUGGGAGCGCGGGCACCUCUGAGUCAGAUCACAUUAUCCCGGCACAAUUGUGCACGAAGUGCCGCUGAGAAGAGGCUCAAAAGUGUUCACCUCAUCAGGACUGCUGGAGACAAAAGCUGUCGGAUCAAUAGCCAGGGAUUGUGUGGCCCCUGGUCACCUUCUGCUCUGUUGCAUGCAGCACAAUGCCACCACUCCUUGCGCAGACCAGCAGGCGUCAGCGCACCUCAAGCCAGUGCCAAUGCUGACGGAAACUCCUCUCAGCCUAGUCCUUCACAUGGGCCCAUUGGGGGAAUUCCCAGCAUUAGGUGCCUACAUCUAGUUGCUUCUAACAGCGCCAGACAGACACCAGACAGAUGUCGGUCAGAGCUGGAAGGUGCGCCUCAAGCUCCUCCGUAUCCCCAUAUUAUGGCCUUACUGUUCGGCCUUGCUGGCCUUCUCUUUGCAGUAACGCUGAGCCAAAAAUUCCCUAAGAGGAGAGGAUUGUCUCUGCAUACCACCAGUGCGCAGACCGCUACGAUAGUCAAAAAGUCUCAAAGAGACAAGCAGGAGGAAAUAAGUGAAGCGGUUGAUCGAUUAGCCAGUGGGACAAACCGUGUUCUGGCAGAUAUGCCAAGCUUUUGCGGGACUGAGCCGGCGGCACAAACGCAGAGUAGUCUGCUUCGUCGCCGCCAAUUUAGACCCGAUUCCAAGCGACAACAGAAUGAGCCUUUGGCAUUAGUGUCAACAAGUGUAGCUGCCAGUACUUCAGAACCUGUCACGCUUCAGAUCAACGAAAAGGACCUGGCAGAUUGGAUGCGGGGCUUGAAGGAGGAAGCCAGGCAGCGGGGCGUAAGCGAUAAGGUCAUCAAAAGGGCUCUGAAGGGGGUAAGGCCAGUGCCACAGGUGAUUGAGAAGGACAGGAACCAGCCAGAGUUCAAGCUAACCUUUGAGGACUACAUGAAGAGAAUGGUCACAGACCACCGCAUAAAACUAGGCGUGGACAUGAUGCAGAAGCACGAGGUGCUCCUGCGACAAGUCUCUGAAAAGUAUGGCGUGCCUGAGGCAAUCAUCGUUGCGAUCUGGGGCAUGGAGAGCAGCUAUGGCAACUUCAUGGGCACAUGGGAUAUUGUGGCGGCCCUCGUCACUCUGGCUUACGACAAACAGCAGCCAUCUCGUGCCAAGUACUUCCGAGAGGAGUUGAUCAACAGCCUUUUCAUCCUCCAAGACGGUCAUGCCUCGUAUGACACUUUGCGCGGCUCGUGGGCUGGCGCGAUGGGCCAGUGUCAAUUCAUGCCAUCCAGCUUCCGGAACUUUGCGGUCGACUUCGACGGGGACGGAAAAGCUGAUAUUUGGACGUCGCCUGCGGACGUUGCGGCGUCAAUCGCCAAUUACCUAGCAAAGCACGGGUGGAAGACGGGGGAGCCGUACUUCGAGGAGGUCGUCACCCCGAAGGCAGUGAAGCCGGACCUGUUGGGGUUGAAAGUACAAAAGCCUGCCGGCGAAUGGAGAGACACGUACGGCGUGCUGUCCCAGUCUGAGCCGGCCACUUUGCCGCCAGAUUGCCUUGCAAGUCUGGUAACAACGGAUGGUUCCUUUGGGCCCUCUUAUUUGGCGACUCAAAAUGUCUCGGUGGUACUUCGAUAUAAUAAGUCGUUGUUUUAUGCUUUGGCUGUGGGGCACAUUGCGAAGUCGAUACAAACAGCGUCACGUACAUGAUUCGAAGAGUUGCUAGCAGCCCCCUUGUUUGCUUUCACGUGAGAUACAAUUGGCACGAUACAAUUGGCACGCUACUAGUAGCUAGGUUUGUAUAGGUCAAAGUAAUGUAUCGUACAUGAUGCUUGAAUCGUCCGGGCCAAAGAUUUUAGGGCAUGACAUUCGACGUGACAUGACAUGCACAAAAUAGACCCCAGUUUUUAUUUUGAGAUUUUCAGCAACUAUAUUGAACCUUUGACCAGCUGCACUAAAGCCAUGCUUGCCCAUGC
Klebsormidium nitens is the source of this 2149-nucleotide messenger RNA. Lineage: Eukaryota; Viridiplantae; Streptophyta; Klebsormidiophyceae; Klebsormidiales; Klebsormidiaceae. The record is from the annotation of a GenBank genome assembly.